AUGUUUCAAUCUGCUCGUUCACUAUUUGAAAAUAAAGAACCUGACUCUUUGAUUAUUUUAUCAAAUAAAGAAGUAAAUAAAACAGAAUCAGAAUUACAGAAUAAAAUUGAAUAUUAUAAAAAUAAGGGAACUGUAAAAAAUACUGUUAAGGCAACUAGAAAUUGGGUUACUCAAUUAGAAAUAUUUCACAAAUUACAAGGCUAUGAUACUCCAAUUGAAAUGAUAACUGAUAUUGA
Dentiscutata erythropus is the source of this 236-nucleotide messenger RNA. Lineage: Eukaryota; Fungi; Glomeromycota; Glomeromycetes; Diversisporales; Gigasporaceae. The record is from the annotation of a GenBank genome assembly.